Somion occarium is the source of this 1108-nucleotide messenger RNA. The record is from the annotation of a GenBank genome assembly. Lineage: Eukaryota; Fungi; Basidiomycota; Agaricomycetes; Polyporales; Cerrenaceae.
GCUCACUAUCACCGCAUCUCUGUUGUCCAUAUUGUUGAAUAGCCAUUAGCCAGGAGACCAGAUAUACAGUCACUUCGACGCUUUUCUUCUCACACCUGACAGAUCAUCAAAGUUCUUGGUAUGUCUUCUAUUUCUGAUAUGUCCACUGAUUCCCUUCUCUCUGAAAUGAACACCCCAGCCCCUGACCUGACUCCUGUCCCUCCUUAUGCUCAAGGCAAGAAUGGUCAGUUCUACGGGGGCAUCCCUCCUCAAUUCGCUCUGUGUCCACAGGCUGGCCCUGUUCCUCAGCCGCCUGUCGGGACAUCUUCAUCAAUGCCUCAGCCACUUCCUAACCAAGCCGCUUGUGAAUGCGCAUUGUUCGAGGCCAUCGUUGGCCUUGGUCAAUGCACUGAACACCUUGGCAAUGCCGUCUUAGGCAUAGCGAAUCAUUUCGCUCAUUUCCAGCCCCAGCCGGCUCCUGCUCAGCUGGCUCCUACUCAGCCGGCUCCUCAUCCAGUCUCUCAAGAAUGGCCGCCUGCUAUACGACCGGCCAAACUGAGGGUCUUCGAUGGCAAGGCUAGCUCUGUCAUCAGUUUUCUUCGGGAGGUUCACACGAACAUCACCCUUGGCGAGGCGUCCAUCCCUACAGAUGCCAAAAAGAUCACUUUUAUGACCAGCUAUUAUAAGGAUGGUGAGCCCAUGCUCUGGCACCACUCUCUCGAGCUGUCCCAGGACCCUGUUCUGGGAGACUUCAAAGCUUAUCUUAAGGCUUUUAAAAACCGCUUCGAGAGUCCUGACCUUGUUGAAUGCAUGAUGGACAAGGUCGAGACAAUGACUCAGACCCACUCUGCCGCUGAAUACUCUGCUCAUUUCCAGGAAGCUCUCGAAUACCUCGACAUUAAUGAACCACUUAAAAUUCAUUAUUUCCAUCGAGGUCUCAAGGAAGAUGUCAAGAAUGCUUGGGUCUUCUGUCGUGACAAGCCCGUCAUCUUUCUAUCGCUAUAGAUAACUGUAUUUUCCAGCACACCCAGGAACAUCAUUUCGAGUCUCACUAUAACUUGGGUCCUGCUAUCCGUCGCAAGCGUGAGCAUCCUCCCGCGUUCAAUGUUAAUCAAGCCCCUCAGUCUUC